AUGAAAAGAUAGGAAGAAGUGAAGAAAGACUGGUGAGGCCGUUUUGGUGACAAUAGAGAAGAUGGCAAGCGCUGUUCACUCUUCAUCUUCAUGCUUGGCCAUGGCCAUGGCCCUUCCUUCCAAGCUCAGUACCCUUUCCAUCAAUGCUGCUUCUUCUAAUUCGAGGUCUCUCAGUUUUUCCUCUGCACUUUCCCACGAUUACUUCUCCAGAGGGUGCUUGUCAAUGGGCUCAAUUCAAUACCCAAUUAUUCGCCGUUCUAUUGUUUGUGAGGCUGCUCCAACCAAAAAAGCUGAUUCUGCUGCUAAGAGAGUUCGCCAGGCCGAGAAAAGGCGCCUUUACAACAAAGCUCGCAAAUCCGAAAUCAGAACUCGGAUGAAAAAGGUUUUGGAAGCUUUGGAGACACUAAAAAAGAAGCCAGAUGCUCAGGCAGAAGAAGUUAUUACAGUUGAGAAGCUCAUUGCCGACGCAUACUCCAUCAUUGACAAAGCAGUCAAGGUAGGAACAUUGCACAGAAACACCGGAGCUCGCAGAAAGUCUCGAUUAGCUAGAAGAAAGAAGGCUGUGGAGAUUCACCAUGGCUGGUACACCCCUGCUUCUGAAGCAACUGUCUGAUUCAAAGCUCAAGUUAGUUUGCACUAUUAGAAGCAGAAGCAGAGGAGAAUACCGAAUAUGAGAUGAUAAUUGUUUGUCUUCUAUUACAUACAUUAUGUCCCUUUUAGUAUUGUGCAUAUAGUUUGCAUCCACAUCUCCUUCUCUUGACAUCGCACAUACAAGUUGCUUUUAGUGUCUUGAAGCAAAUUUUGGCGAUUUUAAUGUCAGCAAUUUGAACGUACUGGAGACUUCCAUCAAUGAUUUAAUUUAGCUUAACUGUGCAAA
Molecule: messenger RNA, 877 nt
Organism: Humulus lupulus (European hop)
Lineage: Eukaryota; Viridiplantae; Streptophyta; Magnoliopsida; Rosales; Cannabaceae
Product: small ribosomal subunit protein bS20c
Exons: 3
Coding region: 62-613 (183 amino acids)
Biological process (GO): translation
Cellular component (GO): small ribosomal subunit; ribosome
Molecular function (GO): small ribosomal subunit rRNA binding; structural constituent of ribosome
Source: RefSeq, a predicted model, not a curated record